Zootermopsis nevadensis is the source of this 1257-nucleotide messenger RNA. RefSeq names its product prenylated Rab acceptor protein 1. Gene Ontology annotation, cellular component: Golgi apparatus. The record is from RefSeq and is a predicted model, not a curated record. NCBI's taxonomy places the organism in Eukaryota, Metazoa, Arthropoda, Insecta, Blattodea, Termopsidae.
GUGCGCUGAGGAGUGUAACAGUGUUGUGAAACACAAGAACACUGUCGCUGUACUCAUGAUAAAUCGUGCUGGACUUAGUUCGUGAAUAAUAUAUUCAUUGAGCAUGUAUCCAAUUUAAUUUAGCAAUUUGUAAGCCAAGAAAUUUAAGAAUUUGUUAGGCGCUCCUUGCAUGUCAACGGUUGUAUGCAUUAAUGGUUGAGAAUAAAUGACAGUCAAACGAAUGUGUAAAUACAUCGUAGACCAAAGAAGUUAAAGCCAUGGCUGACGUGGAAUUGGGUGUAACGGGUUCUAUUACUGUACAGGAACCUGUCCAAACUCGCAAAAGCAUGUUCCAGCUUCCAGUGCAGGUUUCUCUGUCUUCUCCAGCUGCAAAAGAAUGGUUUGGGCAGCGUCGUGAGAACAUACGACAGUGGACAGUGUUUGUCAAUACAGGAAAUUUCCGCACCCCAUCUAGCAUUCCACGUCUCAGCAAGAGGGUAAUGAGAAAUGUGGAAUACUUUCAAAGCAACUACUUUUUUGUGUUCCUGGGACUACUUGCAUAUUGUCUAAUUACAUCACCGCUUCUGCUGAUAGCUGUUGCUGUAAGCUUGGGUGCAUGCUACAUCUUAUCUUUGAAGAACACUGAAAGGAAAAUCAGGAUAUUUGCACAUGAACUGACAUUAGCCCAACAGUAUGGUCUGGUUGCUCUGUGUUCCCUACCACUCUUCUACCUAUCAGGAGCAGGUGCAGCAAUAUUUUGGGUUAUUGGUGUAUCAAUUUUCAUCAUUGGCCUGCAUGCUGCAUUUUAUAACAUUGAUGCAGUUUUAAACCCAGAAGAUGAGAGAAUGGACCUAAUAAUGGAAGAGGUAUAGCUUUCGGUGUGACAACACAGCAUCACCAUUGUGGUAUUCAUGAGCUGGUGCCCAGGCACGAUUUUGGAACAGCAUGAUUUUCUGCCUCUCAUUUUAAUGGCCAUCACCCACAGUAACAGCCCAGUAUACUGGUCUUGGUUGGCCCACCUGUGAUGAGUGUAUUUCCGGAGUACGAAGUGGUACAACAUUCGCAUUUACUGUCAACAUGGAUUUAGCAGUGAACUGCCCAGAACUCAACAUGUGUGUUAACAUUUUGAUUGCAGACUGAAAUCAUAUCAUAAAGUGUAGCUCGAUGCAAUUUAAUUUUGGACAUUUAAAUGAUUUAUGGAAGCUUUCUUAAUAAAACUGGUAAUUUUUAAACUAUUAUAACAAAAAUAAUAAAGUGAAAACAUGAUUUUAAAACAAA